AUGAACAACUCAAGCAACGAUACUCCGGCCAUUGACUGGACCCGGGACGGGGACUUGGAGAGCUACGUUGCUCGGGCUCUGGACGACAAGCAAAUCCCCAAUUGCCUGUGGUCCGACGGGGCGCUGUCCAUAUACGGAUGUCCGUCAAGUCAGGAAAUGGUGGCUAAUCAUCGACAGAAAUCCUCUGCCUGGAUGGUCCCCGACCGUGUCAUCCACCGCGUGCCACAAGCCCUGGCUGGUACCAGUUUCGUGUCCUGCACGGAAGGUGAGGACUGCCAUGUACUCGAUAAGGAACGAGUCCACCCAUUUCCGGAUGUACACGUGCAUGUGCAUCGUGAAGGACAGCCCGGGUAUGCUGUGGAAUUCUACAAACAGAGCCGCCUGUUCUGGGGAUUACCGCCUCCACCCCUGGGCGUUCCACGCUCCGGUGACCCCUUCUACAUGCUCGUCACCGACGAGCGAUUGAGUGAGCCUGCUGUGCUGUCGCGAGGCCGGCAGCCAGCCGGAAAUCACCCUGUGAAGAUAUUGGUCCCCACCCACUAUACGAUUGGGAUGGCCCUCCUCGCGCUGCGCGACCUCGAGGAAUCAAUGAACCGGGAUCAUUGGCUCGGUGUGAUGAAGCAGCUAUGGUUCAUGAUCAUCGAUGAUGAGAAUCCAAUCUUGGAUUCGAAUAGUCUGACGGGGGUGUACCAUAAUAUCAUGUACGCGUUUGGCGAUUGGCUUCUCAGUCGCCAGCCUGAUAGAGUUCAGAGGGGACAUGAGUAUAUCUAUCGCGUCCAUCAUGAAUGGAAGGCAGCUGGUCGUUUGCCGCCCCCGGACAGAGGUGCUUUUUUUUGGGGUCCUGGUGGUGAUGUUAUUCCGCUUGCUGGUGAUCACUUCGUGCUGCAGUAA
Aspergillus heteromorphus CBS 117.55 is the source of this 891-nucleotide messenger RNA. RefSeq lists its product as uncharacterized. Lineage: Eukaryota; Fungi; Ascomycota; Eurotiomycetes; Eurotiales; Aspergillaceae. The record is from RefSeq and is a predicted model, not a curated record. The transcript has a single exon. Bases 1 to 891 code for a protein of 296 amino acids.